This is a messenger RNA of Balaenoptera acutorostrata (minke whale), 1905 nucleotides long. RefSeq names its product proline rich 5 (gene PRR5). The coding region runs from base 261 to 1427 and encodes 388 amino acids. Lineage: Eukaryota; Metazoa; Chordata; Mammalia; Artiodactyla; Balaenopteridae. Gene Ontology annotation, cellular component: TORC2 complex. The record is from RefSeq and is a predicted model, not a curated record. The transcript is spliced from 8 exons. Gene Ontology annotation, biological process: TORC2 signaling.
UCCGCGCUACCGCCAGCGCUCUGGGAGUUCCACGCUGCGGCCGCUCCGAGCAAUGAUUAACCUGGCGGGGCGGCCGGCGCGGGGCCCGGGGCGGAGGCGUGGGGCCGGGGCGGGACCCUGGAGGGCCGCUCGGCUUCCUGCUUUUGCCCAAGUCUCCUCGUAGAGGGCGCCGCAACGGCCGGGGCCCGCGGCGCGGCGCGGCGUGGCGCAGGGCGAGGUGCCGGGCGCGCGUGGGCGCGGAGCCUGUCGCCGGGGUCACCAUGAGGACUCUCCGCAGGUUGAAGUUCAUGAGUUCGCCCAGCCUCAGUGACCUGGGCAAGAGAGAGCCGGCCGCCGCCGCGGACGAGCGGGGCACGCAGCAGCGCCGGGCUUGCGCCAACGCCACCUGGAACAGCAUCCACAACGGGGUGAUCGCCGUCUUCCAGCGCAAGGGGCUGCCCGACCAGGAGCUUUUCAGCCUCAACGAGGGCGUCCGGCAGCUGCUGAAGACGGAGCUGGGGUCCUUCUUCACGGAGUACCUGCAGAACCAGCUGCUGACAAAAGGCAUGGUGAUCCUGCGAGACAAGAUCCGCUUCUACGAAGGACAGAAGCUGCUGGAUUCGCUGGCAGAGACCUGGGACUUCUUCUUCAGCGACGUGCUGCCCACGCUGCAGGCCGUCUUCUAUCCGGUGCAGGGCAAGGAGCCGUCGGUGCGCCAGCUGGCUCUGCUGCACUUCCGGAACAUCAUCACCCUCAGUGUGAAGCUGGAGGACGCGCUGGCCCGGGCCCACGCCCGCGUGCCCCCCGCCGUCGUGCAGAUGCUGCUGGUGCUGCAGGGGGUGCACGAGUCCCGGGGAGUGACCAAGGACUACCUGCGCCUGGAGACGCUGAUCCAGAAGGUGGUGUCGCCCUACCUGGGCACCUACGGCCUCUACUCCAGCGAGGGUGCCUUCACACACUCCUGCAUCCUGGAGAAGCACUUCCUGCGCCGCUCCCGAUCGGGGGACAUCCUGGCCAAGAACCCGGUGGUGCGGUCCAAGAGCUACAACACGCCGCUGCUGAACCCCGUGGCGGAGCACGAGGCCGAGGGCACGGUGGCCGGCGGCACAGGCAUCCGCAGGCACUCGGUCUCCGAGAUGACGUCCUGCCCCGAGCCCCAGGGCUUUGCUGACACACCCGGCCAGGACCCUGCUGGGACCUUCAGACCUUCCCCGGCGCCCCCCUCGGGGCCCUGCCCCAGCAGACUGUACCCCCCGGCGCAGCCCCCUGAGCCUGGCCCAGGUCCGGCCCGCAGCUCCCCGGCCUCCUCCAGCCCCGAGAACCUGGUGGACCAGAUCCUGGAGUCGGUCGACUCGGAUUCGGAAGGGAUCUUCAUUGACUUUGGCCGGGGCGGUGGCCGUGGCACUUCUGAGUCUGAGGGGGCAGGGGGCCGGCAGAGCGUCGUGUGACCCAGGCCUUGUGUUUUUACUGCCUGUGCGGUGCGUGAGUGCGAGAGUUUUCUACUCUGUCCCGUCCAGUCCCCUGUCGGCCUCCGCCACUGUGGCAUUCCUGAGUCUUUGUGGAAAAGACCGUCGCCGCCCGAGACCCCGGCGCCUUUGUUCUGGGGCGUCAGGGGCUCAGCAGGAGCAGGGCAGCCUCCUGUGCGGGGAGCAGGCCCGGCCGUUCCCUGCGCCCCAGCCUGCUCUGCCCUCCAGUGUCCGCACCAUGGAGACUGUGAGCCCCUCAGCUCGGCCAGGCCCCCAGAGUGACCCCCAGGGUCAGUGGCAGAACUGCCUCCCCGCCCCCCGCUCGCCUCGGGCCACAGCGUGACCUCCUGUGUGCACUUCUGUCCCAGACCCUCCACGCAGCCUGUCCUCGCUCGGCCUGGGGUGGCCGUGGGCGGGGAGCGGGUGGAAUAAAGCUUGUCUGCCCAGCUCUGGAGCUGUG